Messenger RNA from Tilletiaria anomala UBC 951, 2442 nucleotides. RefSeq lists its product as uncharacterized. Gene Ontology annotation, molecular function: oxidoreductase activity; heme binding; molybdenum ion binding. The transcript is spliced from 9 exons. Lineage: Eukaryota; Fungi; Basidiomycota; Exobasidiomycetes; Georgefischeriales; Tilletiariaceae. The record is from RefSeq and is a predicted model, not a curated record. The coding region runs from base 1 to 2442 and encodes 813 amino acids.
AUGUCGCCUUCUCCCGAAUUAGCCAUCGCGACCUUCCUGGAUAGCAGCAGCGAAGAUAGCGCAGGUGUCUCAACGCCUAUAACGUUUAUGACUUCGUCAGCCGAGCCAUCCAUCUGGCAGGUAGGCCCCUCAAGCGGCAAAGAGGGAUCCUCGUCUUCUUCGACUAGCGAGGUCAUUAGCAGGGGCACAGACGACACCGACUACGAGGAUGAAUAUCCGACCGAAUACCACGAAAGACUUCCCCCCGUACCUGCUGGUGAUGAACGCAUGAUCCGACUUAGAGGUAAACACCCGCUCAAUGUCGAAGCGCCUUUGUCAGAACUGUGGAAGAGCGGAUUCAUCACGCCGACAGCACUUUUCUUCGACCGAAAUCACGGCUAUGUUCCUCGUGUUGAGCCAGAGGAAGCAUCUAACUGGCGCCUACGGAUCCACGGCCUUGUACACAAUGAGGUCUCUUUCAGCAUCCAAGAGCUGAAAGAUCGGUUCGAGACGAUAACACUACCGAUCACCCUCCCCAAGCGACCCGCCGCAGCCUACUCAUGGGAUCGCGACACGCCAGGCAGAAGUCGCCACGUGGUUUUCGAAUGCAUCGACGAGCUUCCGAACGGCAAAUACGGCACCAGUCAGCGCCUGGUCCACUGUCUCGACCGCAGAAAGGGCAUAUUGAUUGCAUGGGGAAGGAACGGCAAAGCAUUCACUCCUGACCAUGGAUUUCCUUUGCGUCUGGUCGUGCCGGGUCAAAUUGGCGGUCGCAUGGUGAAAUGGCUCAACCGCGUCGAGGUAUCAGACAAGGAGUGUCAGCAUCAUCUCCACUUCCAAGAUAACAAAGUCUUACCAGCAGAAGUGACGACAGACCAAGCCCGCACGGAAGACCACUGGUGGUACAAUCCCAAAUACAUUAUUUACAAUGUGAACGUCAACGCGGCUAUCGCGUGCCCGGCACACAAUGAGACCAUCGAGGCGGACAGCAAAGGUUUUUACGACCUGCAGGGCUACGCAUACACGGGCGGUGGCAAGCGCAUUUCGCGCGCUGAGAUCUCCCUUGACGAUGGCGACUCGUGGCAGCUGGCAGAGCUCGACUUUCCAGAAGAUUUGUACCGUCUCAACCCGAUUAGACACCAUCCUUACUUUGGCACGCUGGAUCUUUCCACAAGCGAGAUGUCAUUCACGUGGUCCGCGAGCGUUAUCACGAUCCGAGCGACGGACGAAGGUUUGGCUCAGAUGCCGCGAGAUCUUGCAUGGAACGCCACGGGCACGAUGAACGGUUGCUGGCACAGAGUUGCGGUGCUGCGUAACCCUGACAAUAACAAGAUCGUCUUCGAGCACCCGACAGUCGCUGGCAACACCAAUGGGGGCUGGAUGCAGAGGCUCAAAGACAAUGGCCAGAAUAUUCGCUAUCCGAUCUUCGGCGAGACAGCAAUGUCCGGUCCACAGGAAGGCCCUGCAGGGCCAGAUGUAGAGAAGCGGACGGUGAGGAUCACUGCAGCUCAGGUUGCGGACCACGCAAACGAGCGAAGUCCAUGGUUUGUCAUCAAAGGCCAUGUGUUUGACGGUACCAGCUUCUUGGCCGAGCAUCCAGGUGGAGUUGAAUCGAUCGCUCUUGUCGCGGGCGAGGAUGCGACGGAUGACUUCAUGGCCAUUCAUUCGAUGGACGCUAAGAAGAAGAUGCGUCCAUUGCACCUGGGCAUUCUCGACAGUGACGGUCUUGCCGCGCCGUCUAUAUCUGAAGAGAACGAUGACGUUACGCAGUCGUUCCUCAAUCCAAAGAAAUGGAAGAAGUCUAAGCUCGUUUCCAAGGAGACAAUUUCGGGCGAUUCACGGGUCUUCCGCUUUGCUCUCGACCAUCCAGAUCAGGAGCCCGCCAAAAGUGCUGGUGGCAAGGAAGAAGAGAUCGUGCAGCACGCAUACACACCCUUCUCCAACAACGAGCUGCGCGGAUACAUCGACAUCCUUAUCAAGGUCUACUUCCCCUCCACGGCACUCCCUCAGGGUGGGAAGAUGAGCGUAGCAAUCGAUAAUCUGAAAGCCGGAGAGGACUUUGUCGAGCUCAAAGGCCCUCUAGGGAGCUUCACAUACCUUGGCAUCUUCGACAAUGGACCAGAGAGCGACGUCAACGUCUGGAUCGUUGAUGCGAACCGUACAGAGUCCAACAUCCUCGCACGCACGCACAUCGAUGAAGUCGUCAAGCAAUCCAACGGCAGGAUCAAGCUUUGGCACAUCCUUUCUGGCGAAUGCGCACCAGAGUGGCCGAUGGGCCGAGGGAGAGUCAACGAGCAAAUCUUGCAGCAGCACAUGCCUCCACCCCCAGCCAAAUUGCAGACUUCCGACGAGCUUGAAGGUACCAUCGCACUCGUUUGUGGACCGCCACCGAUGGAGAGAAUUGUCGCCGUUGGCCUCGCAGCACUCGGAUGGGACCUCGAGCGCAUAGUUGUCUUCUUCUGA